UCGGAGACCGAGCCCUUCCAGGUCACCCUCAGCGACGAGAGCUUCGAGACCUACGAGCUCGACCCCCCUCCCUACACCCUCAAUGUCACCAAGAAGGAGCUGAAGCAAAUGUACUACGACAUGGUCGUCGUCAGACAAAUGGAGAUGGCCGCCGACAGACUGUACAAGGAGAAGAAGAUUCGUGGUUUCUGCCAUUUGUCCGUUGGUCAGGAGGCUGUCGCCGUCGGUAUCGAGCACGCGAUCGAGAGAGCUGACGACGUCAUCACCUCGUACCGUUGCCACGGCUUCGCCUACAUGCGCGGCGGUACCGUUCGCUCCAUCAUUGGCGAGCUUCUCGGUCGCCGUGGGGGUAUUGCCUACGGCAAGGGUGGUUCCAUGCACAUGUUCACCAAGGGCUUCUACGGCGGUAACGGUAUCGUCGGUGCUCAGGUCGCCGUCGGUGCUGGUCUUGCUUUCGCCCACAAGUACACUGGCCGCAAGAACGCUUCCAUCAUCCUCUACGGUGAUGGUGCCAGCAACCAGGGUCAGGUCUUUGAGUCUUUCAACAUGGCCAAGCUUUGGAACCUCCCUGCCCUUUUCGGCUGCGAGAACAACAAGUAUGGUAUGGGUACCUCUGCCGCCCGCUCGUCGGCCUUGACCGACUACUACAAGCGUGGCCAGUACAUCCCCGGUCUCAAGGUCAACGGCAUGGACGUCCUCGCCGUCAAGGCCGCCGUCGCGUACGGUAAGCAGUGGACCAACAACGACAACGGCCCUCUCGUGCUCGAGUACGUCACCUACCGCUAUGGUGGUCACUCCAUGUCCGACCCCGGCACCACCUACCGUACCCGUGAGGAGAUUCAGCGCAUGCGCUCCACCAACGACCCCAUUGCCGGCCUCAAGCAGCACAUUCUCGAGUGGGGUGUUGCCUCGGAGGAGGAGCUCAAGAACCUCGACAAGGAGGCUCGCGCCUACGUCAACGAGGAGGUUGCCGCCGCCGAGGCCAUGCCUCCUCCGGAGGCCAACCAGCAGAUUCUGUUUGAGGACAUCUACGUCAAGGGUACCGAGCCCGACUUUAUCCGUGGCCGUACCCCUGAUGAGCUUUUCUACUUCAAGCACUAA
Molecule: messenger RNA, 1101 nt
Organism: Neurospora hispaniola
Lineage: Eukaryota; Fungi; Ascomycota; Sordariomycetes; Sordariales; Sordariaceae
Product: pyruvate dehydrogenase E1 component alpha subunit, mitochondrial
Exons: 4
Biological process (GO): pyruvate decarboxylation to acetyl-CoA
Cellular component (GO): intracellular membrane-bounded organelle
Molecular function (GO): pyruvate dehydrogenase (acetyl-transferring) activity
Source: RefSeq, a predicted model, not a curated record